AGAACCUGGUGCCUGCCCCAGCCCUAUCCCUGGGGAAAUGAAAGCCAGGCUGGGGUUCAAAUGAGGGCAGUUUCCCUUCCUGCGGGCUGCUGAUGGAACAACCCCAUGACUAGAAGGACCCAGCCUCCGAGCGGCCACACACCGUGUGUCUCUCUGUCCCGCUGGCACCGAGGACUCAUCCAUCUGCACAGCUGGGGCCACUGGGAGGAGAAGCCAUGACCCCCUCCCUCACGGUCCUGUUCUGCUUAGGGCUGAGUCUGGGCCCCAGGACCUGUGUGCAGGCAGGGCCCCUCCCCAAACCCACCGUCUGGGCUGAGCCUGGCUCUGUGAUCAGCUGGGGGAGCCCCGUGACCAUCUGGUGUCAGGGGACCCCGGACGCUCAGGAGUACCAUCUGGAUAAAGAAGGAAGCCCAGCACCCUGGGACACACAGAACCCACUGGAGCCCAGGAACAAGGCCAAGUUCUCCAUCCCAUCCAUGACACAGCACUAUGCAGGGAGAUACCGCUGUUACUAUCACAGCCAUCCAGACUGGUCAGAGGACAGCGACCCCCUGGACCUGGUGAUGACAGGAGCCUACAGCAAACCCAUCCUCUCAGUCCUGCCGAGUCCUCUUGUGACCUCAGGAGAGAGCGUGACCCUGCUGUGUCAGUCACAGAGCCCGAUGGACACUUUCCUUCUGUUUAAGGAGGGGGCAGCCCAUCCCCUGCCGCAUCUGAGAUCACAGCACGGAGCUCAGCUGCACUGGGCUGAAUUCCCCAUGGGUCCUGUGACCUCAGUGCAUGGGGGGACCUACAGGUGCAUCAGCUCACGCAGCUUCUCCCACUACCUGCUGUCACGCCCCAGUGACCCCGUGGAGCUCACUGUCUUAGGAUCCUUGGAGAGUCCCAGCCCCUCACCCACAAGGUCCAUCUCAGCAGCUGCAGGCCCUGAGGACCAGUCCCUCAUGCCUACGGGGUCAGACCCCCAGAGUGGUCUGAGAAGGCACUGGGAGGUACUGAUCGGGGUCUUGGUGGUCUCCAUCCUGCUUCUCUCCCUCGUCUUCUUUCUCCUCCUCCAACACUGGCGUCAGGGCAAACACAGGACAUCAGCCCAGAGACAGGCUGAUUUCCAACGUCCUCCAGGGGCUGCAGAGCCAGAGCCCAAGGAUGGGGGUCUACAGAGGAGGUCCAGGCCAGCUGCUGACGUCCAGGGAGAAAACCCCAAUGCUGCCAUGAAGGACACACAGCCUAAGGACGGGGUGGAGCUGGACAGUCGGAGCCCACACGAUGAAGACCCCCAGGCAGUGACGUAUGCCCGGGUGAAACACUCCAGACCUAGGAGAGAAAUGGCCUCCCCUCCCUCCCCACUGUCCGAGGAAUUCCUGGACACAAAGGACACACAGGUGGAAGAGGACAGGCAGAUGGACACUCAGGCUGGUCCUUUCCUCUCCAGGCCCCCAGCCCUCCCCUACCCCCAUCACAUUCCUUCCCUCUCACUCUCCCCCACUGCAGGCUGCUACAUCUGAAGCCCCCCAGGAUGUGACCUAUGCCCAGCUGCAGAGCUUGACCCUCAGACGGGAGGCAACUGAGCCUCCUCCACCCCAGAAACAGGAACCUUCAGCUGAGCCCAGUGUCUACGCCACUCUGGCCAUCCACUAAUCCAGGGAGGACCCAGACCCCACAAACCACGGAGACUCAGGACCCCAGAAGGCAUGGAAGUUGCCCCCAGUGGACAUCAUUGAACCCCAGCCAGCCUAGACCCCUAACAGAGACCACUAGAAGAUUCUGGGAACUUUGGGCUUCACCUGAUUCUGCAAAGAUAAAUAGUAUCCCUGCAUUAUCAAAACAAAGUAGCAGACUUCUCAGUUCCCAAUGAGUUAACUGAUAAAAAACAAAAACAAAAACAAAAAAAACCAGAAGUCAGAAAAUGUUUUAAAUUGAAUGCUCAUGUAAAUAUUACACAUCAAACCAAUGACAUGGGAAAAUGGGAGCUUCUAAUGAGGACAAACAAAAACUAAGGAAAAAUCAAUAAAGUCAAAAGUUUAUUCUUGAAAA
Molecule: messenger RNA, 2034 nt
Organism: Macaca mulatta (Rhesus monkey)
Lineage: Eukaryota; Metazoa; Chordata; Mammalia; Primates; Cercopithecidae
Source: RefSeq, a predicted model, not a curated record